Messenger RNA from Symsagittifera roscoffensis, 1974 nucleotides. RefSeq names its product glutamyl-tRNA(Gln) amidotransferase subunit B, mitochondrial-like. Gene Ontology annotation, molecular function: glutaminyl-tRNA synthase (glutamine-hydrolyzing) activity. The transcript is spliced from 7 exons. The record is from RefSeq and is a predicted model, not a curated record. Gene Ontology annotation, cellular component: mitochondrion; glutamyl-tRNA(Gln) amidotransferase complex. The coding region runs from base 133 to 1974 and encodes 613 amino acids. Gene Ontology annotation, biological process: mitochondrial translation; glutaminyl-tRNAGln biosynthesis via transamidation. NCBI's taxonomy places the organism in Eukaryota, Metazoa, Xenacoelomorpha, Acoela, Convolutidae.
AGAUCUACUGGAUGUUAGUAUUGGAAAUGGUGCUUUAUUUAACUGUGUUCUGAGAAUCUAUUAUGAGAAGAUGAACUUGAAUUAUAUAUCCAUGUUUUAAAAGAAACAGUGGACAUCUGAAGGGUAGUCUGAAUGUCCCCGACUGCGAUAAGAGUGAACAAGUUCUGCUGGGUGCCCAUUGUGGGGGUGGAGAUCCACGCCCAGAUCAACUCCCUCUCCAAACUCUUCUCUUCCGCGCCCAACACCAACUCCUCCAAAUGCGCCCUCAAUUCCAACUUCCACCUGUUUGACGUGUCCAUGCCAGGAAGUCUUCCCAGACUGAAUGAGUAUUGUGUGGAGGCUGGCGUGAAAACUGCACUGGCGCUGGGUCUGAGAGUGAACAAAGUGUCUGUGUUCGACCGGAAGCACUACUUCUACGCUGACUUGCCAGCAGGCUAUCAGAUCACCCAGCAGAGGAUGCCACUGGCUGUCGGCGGACAUCUGAAGUAUCCAAUCUACACAUCAGACUUCCUCAGCAAAGCCAAACUGAGACACCUCAAAGUGAGAUUCGACCGGCUGCAACUGGAACACGACUCAGCCAAGACUGUCAAUGUCCCCACAUCUGAUCACGCCCAGGGGGGAGGGGGAGGGGAGAAGGUUCUGAUUGACAUGAAUAGGUGUGGGGCUCCCCUGAUGGAGAUAGUGACUCAGCCGGAUUUCCAGUUUGGAUAUCAAGUGGCAUCUUUUGUGGAGGAGAUAGUUUGGAUUCUGAAGACCAUCGGGACCUGUGACUGCAGAUUCCACGAGGGAUCUCUCAGAGUAGACGCUUCAGUGUCAGUGCACAGACCUGACUCCAUUCCCAGACACUGUCUAGACUAUGUGGACUCCAAUAAACAUGAUGCUACUGGUGAUGAAGAUGUGGAUGACAGCAACAGCGUGGACGAAGAAGUGAGACGAUCCAUUUCAUUCAGAUGCAUCGUUGACAGAAGAAGUUCCACUGAAACUAUUACUACUGCCGAAAAUGCUUCUGCUCAGCCGAUUGGAGGAACGAUUGUUGAGAUCAAAAAUAUAAAUUCGGUCAAGUUUUUAACUGAAGCGAUCGAUUAUGAAAUCUUGCGACAGAUAGAGCUUUACGAGGCAUGUGACGACACGAAAUCUAUAGUAGAAAAUGAGACACGAGCUUACAAUUCAAAAGCUGAGCGGAAAACAGUUGGGAUGAGAGAUAAAACGAAAGUACACGACUACCGAUUCCUGCCAGAGACGAACUUGCCGCCACUGGUGCUGAAGUGCACGCCUGGGGAUGAGAGUGUGAAAUCUCAUUUGGUCAUCAGUGAAAUUCACAAAUCACUUCCACAAUUGCCUCAACAAAUACGUGCAAAAAUUGCCGAGAAUUACAACUUGACGUCUCACAGCUUCGGAACUCUUCUCGAGUAUGAACUGCUCGACUUCUUCAAUCACGUGACCUCUCAUUCACGCCCUGUGAAGAUCAAAGAUGCCGACACUCUUCUCUCUCUAGUACUCUACACGUCACUACGCAAAGCCAGGCCUCAAAUUAAAGUGGAAAGUCUGUUCGAAAUAAGUGAUCAAAUCGCACAUUUGUCCAACUUGAAAGACGAAACAUUUUUGGACAGCUCUCAUAUUCUAAAGGCAGUUCAAUUACUCUUAAAUUCAGAUGUAGAUUUCAAACACAAAACACGUGAUUUGGGAAACUUGGUGAAUUGGCUCAUUGAAAAGAAAUUGCAUAUCACUUACGAAAAAGAUGAAACUACGCGACUCUUUGAUAGCUUUUGUUUGACAAAUCACGAAAGAUUCAAAUCAGUAGCUGAAGAAUUUGAACAGGGAAUGACAAUUGAUUCCUAUGCUCUAGAUACUUGUCCAAAGUUUCAUAAACUCCAAAACAAAUUUGGAAGGGCCACUAAAUUUCAACAUGACAGUGACUUCACAUUUCAAUUAUUUUUGCAAAAACUAAAUGAAUUUAUUUCUUCAAAGUAUUAG